Centropristis striata (black sea bass) is the source of this 1377-nucleotide messenger RNA. Its product is annotated as PKc_LIMK_like_unk domain-containing protein. Bases 133 to 1128 code for a protein of 331 amino acids. Gene Ontology annotation, cellular component: nucleus; cytoplasm. The record is from RefSeq and is a predicted model, not a curated record. Gene Ontology annotation, molecular function: protein serine/threonine kinase activity; ATP binding. Lineage: Eukaryota; Metazoa; Chordata; Actinopteri; Perciformes; Serranidae. Gene Ontology annotation, biological process: actin cytoskeleton organization; protein phosphorylation. The transcript has 10 exons.
ACCAGCACCACCACCAGGACCACCAGGACCACCAGGAUCUAUGAUGCACGGAGCCUCCGUCUGAAGCACAGCCAGCCGCGGACUGAUCUAUUGUCUGCAGAGAGACCUCGGGUUUCUUCCACCAUCCACAAGAUGCAUAUGAAUAGCUUAUUAAAUCAAUGGACGGACAUCCCCAGGAUGUGUGAUGUGGACGUGUCCCCAGAGCCCACCAGUCCUACUCUGUACGGUGAGUCUUCAGACAAGUACUACCAUGUGGACCGCUGGCAGAAGCUCCGCACCGCCGUCCGCAAACUGGAGUUCUGGGAAAACUUUACAGCCGAGCUGAUCGGGAGUGGCUUCUUCUCCAAAGUCUAUAAGGUGAUGCACAGCACCAGUCGGAAGGUGAUGGUGGUGAAGAUCUACAAAAAUGACGUGGACCAAGACAGCAUCGUACGAGAGAUCAGCCUGCUGCAGAAACUCUCCCACCCCAACAUCGUCAGAUAUCUGGGAAUCUGUGUCAAGGAAGACAAACUGUAUCCAAUCUUAGAGUAUGUGAACGGUGGCUGUCUGGAGGAGCUCCUGGCCAGGAAAGAUGUUGACCUGUGCUGGAGAGAGAAGGUGGAGCUGGCCUGCGAUAUUAGCAGAGGAAUGAUCUACCUGCAUUACAAGAACAUUUACCACAGAGACCUCAACUCCAAGAACUGUCUGAUCCGGGUGACGUCUCGGGGUCGGGAGGCCCUGGUGACUGACUUCGGCCUGGCCAGGGAGGUGGUGGAGCUGCCGGUCAAAGACCCGGGCAGGAAGCUGUCCCUGGUGGGCUCCGCCUUCUGGAUGGCUCCUGAGAUGCUGCGAGGAGAGCCGUACGACAGGAAGGUGGAUGUUUUCUCUUUUGGCAUCGUGCUGUGUGAAAUCCUGGCCAGGAUCCCCGCCGACCCAGAGAUCCUCCCCAGAACCCAGGACUAUGGGCUGGAUGUGGACGCGUUCAGGGAGCUGGUGAGUGACUGUCCUCAGCGGCUCCUGGAGUUAGCAGCCAGCUGUUGCAUGGUGGAGUGCUUCAGGCGGCCGGCGUUCACAGAGCUGCUGGAUGAGAUGGGAGAAGUGGCUGAGAGUCUGGAGCCGCCACCAAAAUCUGAUCUGACCACGAGCUGAGUCGGCCAUCUUGGAACCCCACUUUUCCAGCAUCAGCAUCCGAGAGCCUGGACAGGAAGCUGGCCUGACCCUGUCUGUCUCCUCCAAUGAACAACACAUGACCACAACCGAGCUUGUCUGAACUGAGGUGGUGCAAAUAUGAUAGAUGUGUUUUGGAGGCUAGUGGAACCUGGACACUUUGCUUGGACACAUUUUGUGUCCAGAUGAACAGAUGGACUGCUCUUCUCUUCCUCUCUACUGUGUGAGUGG